Molecule: messenger RNA, 3231 nt
Organism: Suillus fuscotomentosus
Lineage: Eukaryota; Fungi; Basidiomycota; Agaricomycetes; Boletales; Suillaceae
Product: PGAP1-like protein-domain-containing protein
Exons: 7
Coding region: 128-3085 (985 amino acids)
Biological process (GO): GPI anchor metabolic process; endoplasmic reticulum to Golgi vesicle-mediated transport
Cellular component (GO): endoplasmic reticulum
Molecular function (GO): phosphatidylinositol deacylase activity
Source: RefSeq, a predicted model, not a curated record
CUUAUAUAUAACAAAUUCGCGGUGUGAGCGCUAUAGUGGCGCUUGAGCCAUGGAGUAAAUAUUAUACCCUUACGAAAGACGGGAGUUCUAAAGACUCAUCUCGAAGGCGAAAAUUAGGCAUGCACUUAUGCUGCCAUCGACUAUGACCAGCAUAUUCACGGCCAGCUUGGGGUUAUUCUCACUAACUCUCAUAUAUAUCUGCUACCACGCAGCAAACCUGACAGUUUCUCCACAAGGAUGCCGGAUGUCUUGGAUGUCUCCAUCUUACCUCCUCCAACACGAGUUCAACUCCUCAUGGACGCCAUUAGCACACCGGUAUUCGCUCUGGUUAUACCGCGAGGUGGGAUGGGAUUCCAACCAGGUCAUGGGUGUACCAGUUCUGUUCAUUCCCGGAAACGCUGGCUCGUCGCACCAAGUCCGCUCCAUCGCGUCCUCUGCUACAAGACAAUAUUUUUCGUCUCCUUUUGUCAUCUCCAGCGACUUUACGGGUCGUGGAAUUCAGUCGCUGGACUUUUUUGCUGUGGAAUUCAACGAAGACCUUUCGGCGUUCCACGGACCUACUAUUGAGGCACAGAUCGAAUACUCCGCUGCGGCGGUACGUUACAUCCUUUCGCAUUAUCCCCCUAAUACCCGAAUUAUCGUCAUGGGUCAUUCGAUGGGGGGCAUCGUAGGGACAGCUCUUCUCCCAUCUGACGAUAUAUCUGCAUUGAUAACCAUGUCCACUCCCCACACGCUACCCCCUGCACGCUUCGACGCACGUGUAGAUGAGAUAUAUCGACGAAACGCUGGAACUUUGGCGAAUGACUCGACGCCCGUCGUAUCGAUAUGUGGAGGGGCUACAGACAUGAUGAUUCCCUCUGAAUCUUGCAUUCUGCCAGAUCCUGGUCCCGAACGUGAUAUAUAUCGUCGUACAGUCUUCACAUCUGCACUAGAGGGUGCAUGGACUGGGGUUGGUCAUCGCGAGAUGGUGUGGUGUCAUCAGGUGCGAUGGCGGGUUGCUCGUGCUGCCCUUGAGCUUGGAGAAGCACAUUCCGAUAUAGACAUUGGAUGCACAAUAGACACCUGGCUUAGUAGAGAUGGCCGUCUCUUUCCUCCCGUAGCAGGUACAGAUAUCCCCGAGGCAGCGACUUACGAGGUUCUCCCCGAGGGCAUGGAUUUGGUCACGAGAAAACCCACUGGAUCUCGGACAUACCUCCUCCCUAUACCGCGUGCUCUUGAAAUGAACGCUACGUUUGUCUUGUUGGUAUCACGAGGUAGCAUAUCACCCAUCGCACCCCACCAUUCGAGCAAACUUCAGACAGCACCUUUCUUUUGUGUUGGACGUGCGACAUCGCCGACAAUACAACAAUCUACAGAGUCUGUGUCGUGCGUACCGCUCGAGCCCAGUACUCUGAAACUUUUGCCAAGUCCUAUUCCGGGAAAGCCUUUUCCAGUACCAGAUGAAGGGUCCGAUGAGAGCGAGGGCGUCGUCCUUUUCGAGGCCACAAUACCACGUAUACCUAGUGGUGUGGAUAACGCUUGGAUCGGUGUUCAUGUUGACGCUGCCGGUGAAGAUGGUUGGGUUUUCGGAGGAUUUGACGAGACUCGAACUUUUCAAAGUGAUAUUGGUGUCUUUGACAUUGUUGCUGGUGGUGCAAAGCUUUCGCUGCAACCUACCGAGCGGAAUCUGGUGCGAAGGCACAUUACCUUUACAAAGUUACUCUCGAACGCGCUCGUGGUAUACGCACUCACUCCAGAAUCAGUGCGUCCCACGACGUCUUGUGCACAUUCUCUGUCAUUACUUCCCCCGCUUUUGGUGCACAAGUCUCAUCCAGCAGAAACUCAUUAUCAUCGCCUAGAACAUAGGACAUCAGCAACUCUCCAUACACACGCAUCAGCGCCAUACAUACCCCUCUCACGGUUUUCUCCAUCCUAUAGCUCAGAGCUCUGGAUAUACGCGGUCAGCACUGGCUGCGAAGAUGUCAACGAAUUUACUUUGACUAUCGACUGGUGGGCAACGAUCGGGAGGAUUGCUACGAGGUAUCCUACCACCCUGAUAAGCUGGGCUGUAGGUGUGGUUGUGCUGUUGAUGUUCCACGCAUGGCGCGAGAGCGGGAAGGGUUCAAUGCCGAAUGUGUCACAAUCAUUGGUCGCCUUCAUCUGUCACCUCCUGCCUAAACUGCUUGUUGCAUCCUUCGUUGUAGCCCUAUUGCCCUUGAGCCCCGGCUACUACUUAGGAACUCGAGGGGAGCCAUUUCUCGCAUUCCUUGCGCCAGUCCUGCUGGUUGUUGCCACAGGUCUAGUAUGUGUCAGCUGGUGGCUCGUUUUACUCCUCAUGUGGCCCUUGAGAUUCCUCACCCGGUUGCUGCCACCAAAGAGUAGGCGAUACGAUGAACUGAGCAUGCCGCGAAGCACCAUUGUCUCUCUCAUUUUCAUUUGUUUUCUGGUGUUCGUGGUGGUCCCAUGGCAAAUUGCAUUUAUGGGAUGCUGGUUGAUUCACUUACACACAUGUGCGAGUUCAGCGCAUCGAAAGCCUUACCCUGGCUCUGUGCCUUCUCUCCGGAGCACACCCAUCGAAUCGCUUCCUCUGCGCGAGCGCCUUGACGGUCGCGAGGAUAACACAAAAGGCACUGGACCCGAAGAAAUAAAGCCUUCCGAAGAGCCUGAAAUUCAGGAUGCGUGCCGGGUUCGGAAUUUGGCUACUGUUACCGAUACUCUAAAUGCUACCCAAACAUACCAUGAGAACACGCAUCUCCUGUUACUGAUAACUUGGCUUCUGCCUUUGUCGAUGCCUGUGCUCGCGGUUUGGAUGCGAACCCUGAUGACUGCUGGGUAUACUGCCCCUUUCAACGGCGAUCACAAUGUUUUCAAGGUUGCGCCGUUCCUCGUGCUUGUUGAGUUUGCAAGUCGCAGAAAAAGUGCUUUAUCAUUGCAUCAAAAUGGGGGAUCAUACCUUCACUGGGGAUACCUCAUUGUCGCCUGUGUGUCAUUUUUGCUAGGUUCCCGAGAAGCAUACAGGGUGUUCGAUGUUGCAAGUAUGUACAUCGGGUGCGCAUUAGUUGUAAUAUUCAGCCCUGUCCGUUUUGCUAGACGCAUUGCUACAUGAUGAUUCAAAGGCGAUUUGUUUCGAUGUUUGUGCUGUGCAGAUAUUCACUUUCGCUGUUAAUGGAACGCUUUCACACUAUGGAGAAGACAUUGUCUGCUUCUAUGGUAUGAGCUGGCUCGGAUACCAGCGCCCACUAAAGCCCGCCG